Messenger RNA from Mytilinidion resinicola, 1260 nucleotides. RefSeq lists its product as uncharacterized. Gene Ontology annotation, molecular function: RNA binding; structural constituent of ribosome. The coding region runs from base 54 to 1127 and encodes 357 amino acids. Gene Ontology annotation, biological process: translation. The transcript has a single exon. Gene Ontology annotation, cellular component: ribosome; mitochondrial small ribosomal subunit. Lineage: Eukaryota; Fungi; Ascomycota; Dothideomycetes; Mytilinidiales; Mytilinidiaceae. The record is from RefSeq and is a predicted model, not a curated record.
GUCUCCCAUCCAGGACGCUUUUCGCGACGUUCCCCAUCUCAAUUAGCCGCGAGAUGAGUGGAGGUGAGCUCCCGAAGAGUCUGCUGCGGGCUUUCGCCUCGCUCGGGAGCAUUCCACGAUCACAAAUACGCUCGAUACCAUGUUCCAGGAGAGGCUUCCAUCAGUCCACAUCAAAAUACUUUGCGACAGGCGCAAUCCGACGAGCCGAAACCGUCGAUGAAGUCCCUCGUAGCAACAUUGCUGCACCGCCUAUUUCCUUUUCCGAAGACACUCAAGACAUCAGUUCAAUGGAUCCAAAGCAAGCCGAAGCCGCCAGAGAAAAAGCCGAAGAGGAAGCCCAGAAGCUCUUAAAACGACUUCGUGUCGUGCCCGCCUCUGCCUCAUACUUCAGCGCAAAGCCUGAGGCCACGGACGACUUCAUCACGCUAGACGCGCUUCUACGGAAAUACUCGACGCUGCCAGUUGUGCCGCCAGGACAUGCACCGCGAGUAGCGUGGAAGGGCAUCCACCAUUACAAAGUCAAGGUCAACGAGCCCAUCGGGCCGGCAAGAUAUGCUAGGAUUAUUGCUAUUCUCCACCGGCUGAAUCACAUCCAUCCGGCGUUGAUGCCAGAAGAGGUCACAACGGCUAUGGCGAAGUUCAAGAGGGAUAUCAACCCGCACGAUAUAAAGCCAAGGCCGUCGGUCAUUGAUGAAUGGGGGAGGUCAAAAGGAGUUGGACGGAGGAAGACAUCAUCGGCAGUGGCAUGGUUAGUGGAAGGCGAUGGCGAGGUCCUGAUCAACGGGCAGACGUUGGCACAGAAGUUCGGUAGGCUGCACGACAGAGAGAGUGCAGUGUGGGCGUUGAAGUCUACGCAGAGACUCGACAAGUACAACAUCUUUGGGCUCGUUAAAGGUGGAGGUGUGACCGGCCAAGCCGAAGCGAUGGCGCUGGCCGUUGCGAAGGCGUUGCUCGUUCAAGAACCUGCAUUGAAACCAGCGCUAAGGCGAGGUAAGCCACCCCCGUAUUUCUUCUAUUCCGUCCUUCUAUUGCGCUGGGCGGAUCGUUUCUGCGACGCCUUGAGACGCGGAGUUGCCUUCCUUGGGCGGGCGGGUACAGCCGCAAUGUCGCUCCACCUCUGCAUAUGAACGCUCCGACCACCCUGCUGGCUUAAACAAAUGCUAAUCAAAUUGUGUCCAACAGCUGGCGUCGUGACUCGCGAUCCAAGGAAAGUCGAGAGGAAGAAGCCCGGGCGCAUCAAGGCGCGCAAGAUGCCUACGU